GAUCCUUGGCCGCAGUGCACACGGAGCGGAGCCGCGAUCGUAACGUUUUGUUCCUCCGCGCCGCGAAUGGUAUGCCGAUCGGCGCGAUCCUCGCGCGCACGCGGACGAAUGGACCGCGCGUUACGUAAUAAUAAUAAAAAGACCGAGUGAUCCGCUUGCCGGGAGGAAGAUUCGCGGAUUUUUUGCGGAGUCAGGAGGCGACAGCCGAGGUGGACGAUCUCGCAGAGGCGCCAAGGAUCCAAGGAGAUCGCAUGCUCGUUGCUUCGUGAGUCUCACAGGAUGUCGCGGGGAAUUAGUGUCUGCGCCACGGUGCUGCUCGUCCUGUUCGAGUUGACCGCGUCGGCCAUGGUGCUGCCGAGGCCACCCUCGUCGCCUAAUCACAUCCACCAGGAACUGUCCGCGCGCAAAUCCCUCGAGGGCAAGUCCCUGCACGGCGCCCUGCGAAGCACCAACGUGGAGAGGCCCGAUCCCGAGGACUACAGGCUCUUCGAGAUCGAGCUGCAGGGCGCGGACGAGAUGGACGCCGCGAAUUUGCAGGGCCUGAUGCGCACGAUGCUGAAGGAGGAGCAACGGGCCGCCGCGGAACGGCGCACGCCGAAUAACGACGGCUACCCGAAUCCCGAGGUGAUCCCGCACUCGAUCCUCGGCGUGCGAGACAUGGGCCUAAGCCCGAAUUACCGUCUGGACACCUUCGACGACGACAAGCGCGCGUCGCUCAACCCGCCAAAGCUGCCGAGCCUCGACGAGAAGCUGUACUACCUGAAGAGCGGCCGGCCCAAGGUCUACGUGAACGUGCGGGGACACAGCGGCUCCUUCCGCAAGGACACCGGCGCGGUCGUCCCGCCGUCCACGGCGACCACGAGCGAGGGCGCGGUGGGUUACCUCAGGGUCACGCGACCUUUCGAGAGGCAGACCGACUGGAAGACGCGGGACAAGAAGACACGACCGCCCAAGAAGUUCGAUCGUCGCGUCGACGGUAUCGUUCUGACGAGUAACAACGAGAUCGGUAGGACGAGCGAUCGGGCGACGUUCUACGGCGCGGACGAGCCGGCGUCGACCACGGAGAACACCAUGGUCACGUCCAGCGAGCUACCCAAACAGAUACCCGCGCCGCCCAGCAAGGUCUACGGACGCAGCCUGAUGGCGCAGACCACCCCCGUGCAGAGGUACCCGCUUAGGAGGACAGACAUCCUGCCGGGAUACGGCUUCGUCGAAGAAUAAAAUCAAAUAUCUCUGUGAGAGCUAGAAAAUUAACUUCCUCGAGAAGUAGGGAUUGAAAAUAUUGAAAUGCGAUCCUGAAGACUUUCGAUCGCAUUUCAUGCUUGUUUAAAAGUACAAAAAAAAAA
Messenger RNA from Wasmannia auropunctata (little fire ant), 1346 nucleotides. RefSeq lists its product as uncharacterized. NCBI's taxonomy places the organism in Eukaryota, Metazoa, Arthropoda, Insecta, Hymenoptera, Formicidae. The transcript is spliced from 3 exons. The coding region runs from base 280 to 1221 and encodes 313 amino acids. The record is from RefSeq and is a predicted model, not a curated record.